Microthlaspi erraticum is the source of this 504-nucleotide messenger RNA. The record is from the annotation of a GenBank genome assembly. Lineage: Eukaryota; Viridiplantae; Streptophyta; Magnoliopsida; Brassicales; Brassicaceae.
AUGAUGUCUGUUUUACCAGAUUUGAGGCAAUUUGGUUUGAUCGGUCUGAUUAUGUCUAAUCUACUUGUGUUGCUGGAUGAUUUCUCCUUUAUGGAGCUAGUCUCCCUCCCAAAUCCUCCACUUGGUUUGAGUGGUGUUAUUGCAGGGAGUUGGAGUCCGCAUGUUUCAACUACUUUGGUCUGUGUAGGCUCGUUAGCUCGGUGCUUUGUCACUAGAGAGUUCAAUGCCGUUUGCUCGAUUGUUAAACUUGCACUUGUUGCGUUUUCAAUCCCGGGUGUAGGAUUACGAAAAUUAUCCUAUUUUGCCCAAGGCUCCAUUUCACUUCUUCCUAUUGUGGUCGUGGUCUCUACAGGACAUCUCUUUGAUUAUGGUGGUUUAAGUCUUAUGUUAGCUCCUAUCCUUGUUGUCUAUGCUUUCAAUCCCGCUUUGUUUAAUGCGGUGUCUUUAGCCGGUUUGGCAUUGUUGUCCUUUGCUUGGAACAAUUUCUCCUUUAAUGGAGAAUAA